AUGACGACCGCACCAAAGGAAGCCAAGAAGCUCUGGGGUGGCCGCUUUCGCGGUAAUGUGGACCCAGUGAUGAACAAGUUCAACGAGUCUUUGUCUGUAGACAAACGCAUGUGGCGUGUGGAUCUGGAUGGCAGCCAAGCGUAUGCACGUGCGCUGGAGAAGAGCGGUGUGCUGACGACGACCGAGGCCGACGAGAUCGUGACUGGUCUGGACAAAGUGGGUGACGAGUGGGCGGCCGGCACGUUUGAUCCCAAAGAAGGCGAUGAAGAUAUUCACACGGCCAACGAGCGUCGUCUUACGGAGCUAAUUGGCGCUGUGGGUGGCAAACUCCACACGGGUCGCAGCCGCAACGAUCAGGUGGCAACUGAUGUUCGUCUGUAUCUGAAACGCACGAUCGUCAGCAUCCAGGAAGGUCUAAAGGAGCUCAUUGGCACGGCCAGUCAGCUGGCCGAGAACAAUAUUGACCUCCUUAUGCCCGGCUUCACCCACUUGCAGCCGGCCCAACCGCUGCGCUUCUCGCACUGGGUGCUGAGCCACAGUGCGGCGCUGCUGCGUGAUGCCGAUCGACUGACCGAUCUUACUAAGCGCGUGGACUACAUGCCGCUGGGCAAUGGCGCAUUAGCUGGCAAUUCGUUUGGCUUGGACCGUGAGGCCCUGGCCAAGUCAUUGGGCUUCGCCAAUGUGACGCCCAACAGUCUGGACGGCGUGUGCGACCGCGACUUUAUCGCCGAGUUUCUCUUCUGGGCCUCCAUGCUCAUGGUGCACCUGUCACAGAUGUCCGAGGACCUCAUCAUUUACAACACGCUCAAGUUUGUGACCAUGGCCGACGCCUACAGUACAGGCAGCUCCCUCAUGCCCCAGAAGAAGAACCCCGACGCGCUGGAGCUUCUGCGUGGCAAGAGCGGUACGGUCAUCGGGCGUUUGAGUGGUUUCCUCGUGACGCUCAAGGGCUUGCCACGCUCCUACAAUAAGGACCUGCAGGAGGACAAGACAGCGCUCUUCGACGUUGUCGACACCAUUCAGGACUGCCUGCAGAUCGCUACCGGCGUUCUAGCAACCAUGACCCCGCACGGCGACAAGAUGCGCAGCUUUCUCGUAACGGAAAUGCUGGCCACUGACUUGGCCGAGUACCUAGUGCGCAAGGGCGUCCCAUUCCGUGAGACCCACCACGUUGCCGGUGCUGCAGUGCGACUUGCCGAGGACAAGAACAAGGCUCUGAGUGCCCUCACGUUCGAAGAACUAUUGCCGCUGCACUCCAAGUUCGAAAAGGACGUUCUGGACGUGUGGAACUUUGACGCCAGCGUUGAGCGCAAGAAUGUCACGGGCGGCACCAGCAAGAGCGCCGUGCAGCAGCAAAUCGACAACAUCAAGGCGUGGCUCGCGUAG
This is a messenger RNA of Peronospora farinosa, 1386 nucleotides long. NCBI's taxonomy places the organism in Eukaryota, Oomycota, Peronosporomycetes, Peronosporales, Peronosporaceae. The record is from the annotation of a GenBank genome assembly.